Molecule: messenger RNA, 1157 nt
Organism: Scheffersomyces coipomensis
Lineage: Eukaryota; Fungi; Ascomycota; Pichiomycetes; Serinales; Debaryomycetaceae
Exons: 1
Coding region: 304-1131 (275 amino acids)
Biological process (GO): mitotic sister chromatid cohesion
Cellular component (GO): nucleus; chromatin
Molecular function (GO): protein-lysine-acetyltransferase activity
Source: RefSeq, a predicted model, not a curated record
CAGUAAUUUGUUGUCUCCAUUUACCAUUGACUGGUAAUAAGUUAGCGUAGUUCGAUGACAUAUUGUAUAUUGGUCUUCCUCUUCUUCUUGUAGUCUUCUUCAACAGUUGUAAGUCGUAUAACUUUUUCAACUUGUGUUGAGUGAUGAAUAAUUUUGAAAUGGAAACGAGCAAAAAAAAAAAAUGAUUGGGCCCGAUCUUUAAAUUCCGGGGACUAUGCGUAUAACUAGAACAAAAAAAAAAAAAAUUCACGUAAACAAAGAUCUGAAGUUGAUGUAUUUGGUAUCAAUAUAACAAGAAAUGAUAUGAAAGGAAGUAUACACCAAUUGGUAACACCAGAUGGUUCGGAUCAGGUAACACCAAGUCCAGAGGCUUCUCGAAAGAAAGUGAAGAAAGUACAAGCAAUUCUUAAUUUUUCAUCAUCACUAGUAUCAUCACAAACCAAGACGUGUAAGAUAUGUGGAAUGGCCUAUUAUGAACAUAUUAAUAAGGAAGUUGAAAUCCAUAAGAAGUAUCAUUUGACUUUCAUUAAUGGGAUAUUAUGGCCCGAUACAUUCAAAUGUAAAAAGGUUAAAAGUUUUGCCAUAAUUCAGAAGUCUACCACAAAGUUACGAAAAUCAAAUACCAUACAGUUAGAGAUUGUAACCAUUGAUAAAACAAACAAGAGGCAAACCAAUAAAGUAGAUCAAUUACUUGAUCUAGUGAAUAAGGAAUUGAAUGCUCCCGAGGAUACCAAAUACUGGAGAGAUCCCCUUAAAGAAUCAAGCAAAGCGUUUGUUGUGAUUAUUGACGAUAGAGCUGUGGGAUUAUGUACUACUGAUACUAUAGAAGAUAUAGAAUUACAAGGUCGAUGGAUGAUUCAUAGUUCACAAUCAAUCGUACCUAAUCAAGUCAACAAGAACAUCAAGUUAGGAAUUUCAAGGAUUUGGAUUGCUCCUAAAUGGCGUCGAUUAGGUAUAGCUAAAGUUUUGCUAGAAAUUGUUCAGAGUCAGUCUAUUUAUGGAGUAGUCCUUAACAAAGCUCAAAUCGCAUUCAGUCAACCUAGUCAUAGCGGUGGUCUACUUGCAAAAGAAUUUAAUGGCGUUAUACAUAAAAGUGGAGAACUUUUGGUUCCCGUAUAUUUAGAAUUAUAGGGUAGUAUAGAUAUAUAUAUAUAUAA